Molecule: messenger RNA, 761 nt
Organism: Pogonomyrmex barbatus (red harvester ant)
Lineage: Eukaryota; Metazoa; Arthropoda; Insecta; Hymenoptera; Formicidae
Gene: pHCl-1
Product: pH-sensitive chloride channel 1
Biological process (GO): monoatomic ion transmembrane transport
Cellular component (GO): membrane
Molecular function (GO): extracellular ligand-gated monoatomic ion channel activity; transmembrane signaling receptor activity
Source: RefSeq, a predicted model, not a curated record
AUGUUCAGGAAACACAAUAGUACAAAACAAUACAAAAAACUGAGAUACUUAUUAUACUUACUUAUUGUUUCAGGAACAUUGACUGUAAACGUGAGCGUAUUGCUGUUAAGCUUAGCUUCUCCUGACGAGUCCAGUCUGAAGUACGAGGUAGAAUUUUUGCUCCAGCAACAGUGGUACGAUCCACGAUUGCGUUAUAGCAAUAGAUCCAGAUAUGAUUUUUUAAAUGCAAUUCAUCAUUCUGAAGAUAUCUGGUUGCCGGAUACAUAUUUCAUAAUGCAUGGGGAUUUCAAGGACCCAAUCAAUCCUGUUCAUUUUGCCCUGCGGAUAUAUCGUAAUGGCACCGUCAACUAUCUUAUGCGACGUCAUCUUAUUCUAUCCUGCCAAGGUAGACUUAAUAUCUUCCCCUUUGAUGACCCAUUGUGUUCAUUCGCGAUUGAGAGCAUAUCGUACGAGCAGACAGCAAUUACAUAUGUGUGGAAAAAUGAUGAGGGAACGUUACGAACAAGUCCAAGCCUGCAAGCAUUAAAUGCGUAUCUCAUUAAAAAUCAGACAAUCACAUGUCCGAUCAAAGUGAGCUGGCGAGCUGACGGACAGAUCAUGGUUGACGAGGACGAGUUCGAUGAUUUUGGAGAUUCUAAAUGUUCGCUGUGCCAGCGCAGAUUUGAAGAGCAAGGUAAAAAUCAUAUCUAUCUCUUCGAUACAAAUAUAUGAAACGAUAAAGCCCAUAAAGCUUUAAAGAAGAACAAAUGAGGGAGAGAGAG